AUGUCCCCAAGUGCAGGUAACCAAAAGUCCAAUCCAUGGACAGUUCCAUACUUUCACCUCCCAGACCAAGAAGAAGACCUCGAAUUUCGUCGCUAUCUCCAAAUAAAUGACGAUCGUCUUCGAUAUUUAAACACACCUCGGCCAAAUCAACGACGUCAACCCUCGCCUCUUCGCUCUCUUGGCUACUAUCGUGUAAUGGCUGAAGACGCUGGAAAAGAUGCCGAUGAAGCAGUUGCUGCUGCCUUAGCGGAACGAGCCAACGCAAAAGAACGACUAGGUCCGAAUCUUCAUCCGGAUGCGAACCUGGCAUUCUAUGAAAAUCGUAAAGACGGGAAAGGUGAACCCAGGGGUCAUACACAGUGGAACCUGAAACUGUUUCGUAUCGGCUUCAAUCUUUCCGACCUAGAACUCGAUGCAAUCGAAGAGCUGAUAGCGGAUCAUCUUUUUGAAGACGGUCUAUUUUGUAGACCCUUCAGUCAAUUUGCGACAACUAUCAAGUUUCAUGGGAUUGAGUGUACGGUGAAGCGACAAUUCGGAAAGAUUCUAAACAAACAGGGCAUCCCGCCGUGGUGGUUUGAUUUUGCAAUUCGGGGAUGGGUCAGGCAUGUUGCGCUUUGGAUGAGGAAAUCUGGGGAGGGGUUGCAGGAUAAACUGCAGAGAAAGAAAAUGAUAGUCCUUAGAGGUGGGAAGAAGGGCUUUCUGAGGGAGAAGCCAACUGUGGCCGUGAAGAGGAAGUACAAGCCCCGAGCCGCUGCCGUCUCCAAGUCCUAUGUCGAGGAGGCCACUGAUAGCGACGAGCCAACCGAUGACAACGUUCUACCACCUGCCAAGAGAGCUAAGACGGUUCCUUUUACUAUUCAGAUGGGUGACGAAGACGAUGAGAUUGAACCAUUGCCAGCUACCAGUCUUCCUCCCACAUCUGAUACCAAUACCACUGCCCCUCUCGAUCAGACUGCUCUUUCCGACGAAGCAAACAGGCAAAACAUCGAACAAGUUAUGGAUUCCGAAACGAGAGAUAAAACAUCUGGAGCUACCCGCUCUGCCACUCCGCCGUUGGCCAACUCAAUGCAAGCGUCUCAAACUCCAACGACAACACCACCUCCCGAAAAGGCAUCUAAAGUACCCAAAAAGCCUCGUGGUCGUCCUCCCAAGUCUGAAAAGCCCGCCAAACCUUCGAAACAACCGACAACGCGAAAACCUAGAGUACCCAAAGCUCCCAAAGUUCCUAAGGUCCCAAAGACAAAGACUCCCCCACCCCAAGCAACUACAGCGACACAUCUCCUCAAGAACUCCCAACUCUUGAUAACUGUCCGCCAUAAACCUAGACUUGGAGAUGUUAUCUCCCUACUCUCUCUUCUCGAUCCCGAAAAGCAAGCUGAGGCAACGGGAGACGUGGGUAUAAACAUUAAAGAUUUGAGGUGGAACUCUUUGAAGAAUGAGUUAAAGGAGGGCGGACUAAUUGAGAGCGAAAACGAAGAGGAGUUGGUCUGGGUAGUCGAAGGUCUGGACUUCGUGAUCGGCAGUGACAGACAACUUGGGAAUGCUGUGAGAGGGUUGAGGGAGAGGACGUCUGGGGGGUUACUGAGAAUGGAGAUUGCAAAGAAAGAGGAAAAAGAGGAUGAAAUGGACAAAGCGGAGAAAACGCAAGACAAAAAUCCAGUAUCCAAUGCAGAAUCACCUGCACCAAAUCAACCAGAAUCAUAG
Molecule: messenger RNA, 1704 nt
Organism: Glarea lozoyensis ATCC 20868
Lineage: Eukaryota; Fungi; Ascomycota; Leotiomycetes; Helotiales; Helotiaceae
Exons: 1
Coding region: 1-1704 (567 amino acids)
Source: RefSeq, a predicted model, not a curated record